This is a messenger RNA of Anopheles coluzzii, 6849 nucleotides long. Its product is annotated as keratin, type I cytoskeletal 9. Bases 679 to 2526 code for a protein of 615 amino acids. NCBI's taxonomy places the organism in Eukaryota, Metazoa, Arthropoda, Insecta, Diptera, Culicidae. The record is from RefSeq and is a predicted model, not a curated record. The transcript is spliced from 5 exons.
UUGCGCUGUAACACACAACCGUACCAUUCCAUUGGAAGAGGCCCAUUUGCACCGUGUCGUACGUGCUUCUAAUCGACCUGCUGCGCUCUGGCAGUACUAACCACUGCUGCUGUUGCUGCAAACUGUGUUAACUGAGUCUGUGUGUGUGUGAAGGGGGGAGGGAAAAGAUACUGCAGAGAGCAAGAAGCCGUACCGGAGGACCGAGUUUUUUUCCCCCGUAGUGUAAUUAUAGUCGCGUCCGCAACACAGGUAGGGGACCCCGACCCCGAAGGCAAACCCCGCAAUGCCUUUGACGGAUUGUGAUUAGUGAAUUUCGGUGUAAAGUGUUCCAUCUUCCUGCUAGAAAAGCGAGAAGUGGUGCUGCUGUUCCGCAAUGAGUGCUCCCAAGUGAAUCAAUCAAAGUGCAAAAACGUGUGCGUGUGUGUGCAAGUGAAAAAUAAAGAAAAGUGUCCAGCGCAAAGUGAGGUGGUGAAAUAGUAAAGUGUCGGCCCGCGACUGAUUAUGUAGUCGGCUGUCUGCACUCGGCUAAGGAUUAAUAGUAAAUCAUUUCCUCCACCCUUUCCGACGUCCCCUUUACACGAACAGGGAACCCCGUUGCCCUUUCUCACUCCCUCUCUUUCCCCGGCAGAGCGGUCUUCGCACAUUUUCGUCCCAAUCAUUUAUGAAAGAGGAUUAUGAAUGUGGACUAAAUCGAUUAAUAUCGAGGUGAUAGUUAUUUGCUUACUGUCCAUCAUACCAUGGCCCGGUCCGAGCGUGUUCAAGAUAUCAUGCUCCCGCGAAAGCUCGCGCGUCGUGCGCAAGAUCGUGCACUCGCGCUGGCUGCCCAUCCUGGAGAAGUACCAGGUGAAGCUGCCGCUCGAGUGUCCGUUUCAUCCGCUGCGCGACAUCUUCGGGCCGCAGCAGAGCGCCAAAAAGCAGCACCGGCCGAGCCAGUGGACGUGCGGUUUCUGCGGCAAGAGCUUCUUCGAGGAGAAGCAUCUCGAUAUGCACUUCGAGAAUCGGCACCGGACCAACAUCAACACGGCGGAAGAUGCCGUCUGUCUGGCGGACUACUGCGACAUGAUGCGCUGUGAGGUGCUGAUCGCGAAGGACGCGACGCUAGCGUUCGGCAGCGACCCGAAUGCCGUCUCGACCGAUAUUGAGGUGUGGAGUGAGGCGACCGCGUACCGGACGGCGCUGUCGACAUCAGGGCCGCGGGAUGUAGCGAAGGUUCCGGAAAGUAGGAAGUCACUGCUGCCGAAGAUGCUACAGACCAUUCGGGACGACGUGUUUCGGAACCGACAACCACCCCAAGGUGUAACCUCAGUGCUUCAGACGAAGGGUGCCGAUAACUGCGACAAGAACGAUGCCACCAAAUCGAAGAGCAGUCGGAAAGGAUCGAAAUCUGGUCAGGGAGAUAAAGAAGCUAAGGACAACCCAGUGGAAGAUGAUGACGACGAGGAUGAUGAAGAGGAGGACGAUGAGGAUGACGAGGACGAGGAGGAAGAGUCGGAGAACGAUAGCAACGCCACGUCACAGUGUGAGCAAAAUCUGGUCGACUCCUCGCUGCCACCGGUCGAUCGAAAGCAGCAACGCCUCUCGGAGAUGCAGCGCAUGAAGGCCAACUGUAAUGCGGAAGAGAUCGGCCAGCUGAAGACGCGCUGCGAGGUGCUGGUGCGCGACUGUAUCGUCGGGCUGCUGGUGCAGCUUUCGCUCGAGGACUUCCGUAGCAUGGAGGAGGAGAUGAACCGUGCCAUCUGCUGGUACUUGACGUGCGAGCGAUACUGGGAGGACGGUCCGCUAGAGCAGCGGCCCUUCCCAUGGGGGCUGGUGUUUGUGCUCGUGAUGGUGCUUUCGAUGGGCGUCUGCCUUUGCUACUACAUCAUCUGGAUACUGUUCGACAGUGAAGAUUUUAGUCCUUCCACGACCAACCAACAACUGCUCGGAGGCCAUCAUCCGACACCGGGCAGCGGUGGUGGCGGUGGCCAUCUACUGCACCACGGACGGCACUACCUACAACCGGGAACGGGCGGCAGCGGUGGCGGUGGCGGCGGUUCCGGCAUCUACCGAUUGCAGGACGGUGGCCAUCAUUCUGCCGCCAGCCUGAACAACCUCGUCGCGGGCACGAGCGGUAGUAACGACAUUCAGCAUACGCCCCAGAUACAUGCUUCCCCCGGGGCCCAGGGUGGUGGUGUUGGCUCAGCAUCCGCCAUGCUCUACACGACGGCCGACGACGGUGGUGGUGGCUACGGCUAUGCGGCAGGUUCCGCAGGCGGUUCCGCCGCUGCUCGAAUGAUCGCUGCGUCCGGCGGUGGCGGUGAUGUGUCCGCAACGAGCACGGCCGCGGCAGCGCUGGCGGCGAGUGGUGCGGGAGGCGGAUCAUCAGCCGGCGCGGCAACCGGUGGCGGUGACUUCGGUGAGCUGGGACAGAGCGAACACUACAUCUACGUGACGUAUCCACCGGAACUGAAGCGACGGCUGCUGGAAAGGUACGGUAGAGACAUCUAUAUGCAGCUGUUGCGCAAGGAUGUGUACGAUUACUACUAGCUGGUGUUGUUUUUACCUAUACUCGUUGUUACUGUUUUUACUUCCUCUUUUAAUCUCUCUUGCUAUCUUUUGUCGAUGUAUGGUACACUCACUUCGUCUUACACACACACACACACACACACAUACAAAGACACUGUAUUUUAUGUUUCGUUAUGUUUCACUUUUGUGAUGUGCGUGCGAGUGUGUGUUUCUGCUCUUCGUAUGUGAUGUGUGAUUUUGUGAUCGGUUAUAGCUUUAUGCCCUUAGAGAAGGUUUUUGUUUUUUGCACAUCUGCUCCAUAUUCGCGCGUCAGAUGUUUUUUGUGUGUGGCUGGAUUUGCUCUUCUUUUUGUGACAUGCCUCUUUCCUAUCGCGCGUCAUAGGUUUGCCUCUUUUUCUGUUCGUUUUUGUUGAGGCAUUAAGUUUUUGCAUACUUUUGACACCAAUAGAUGAGGGAUUUGCAGGUUAAGGAUGAGCUAAUUAUAAAACCCAAAUAGCUUAGUAGAGAGAGAGAGAGAAAGAGAGAGAGAUAGAGAGAGAGAGAAAAGUAGCAGCAUUUUCGGUGAAAAGAUCAUUCCUUUUUUCCCAAGUAAAGUUCACUUUGAGAGGUAACCCCACAACUGUCUUCAGGCAAAGAUUGUCCAGUGUGUCGCCGUUAUCUAGGAUGUGAUCCACACAACGAGAUUAGUCAAGUCCGCCCCCCCCCCCUCUUUACGAAAAGUAUUCUGAAGUUAUACUACAUAGCAGAGGAGAAGACCAAGCGUAGCGGAGGAGAAGACCAAUCUACCACUAGAGCAAGAGUGACCAAUACUAAAACCAGUGGAAAGGGUUUCAUUACGAUGCCACAACAACCAGUAUAGGACAGAAAUGGCCAGCAGAAGCUGCUUCUUGGAUAGUUUGGGGACGAGUAGCUACAUGCCUAGAGCACAAGCACAUAAGAGCACCCACAUGGUCCCACACACAUUGCUGUACAUACAAAGAGUGAGAGACAUUAGACAUUAAGAAGGCAUGAUGUGUGGGGGUUUGGUCAUCAUCCUACACGUAGGUACACCUACUCUACAAGAAAAACUUCCCUUAUCUUUAUUAAUCUUAACAAUAGCUACACUUUUAGUCAAUUUUGCUUGCGCGUUAGGAGUUCCGGGGAGCGAAGAGAGAUAAUAGGGUUAGAUGUAGUGAUGAACGCACCCACAAGCGAACAAGAUCUUUUAGAUAUGAGAUUUGCACACAGUUCAAAACAAACCACAGUAUUUUAAUAAUGUAAGAAGCCCUGCUGUUUAAUAAUGAUAUAGCGAUUAUCUAGCAAAUAACAGACAUACAUUAACGUCAUCGGUGGUCAGAGAAGAGUGUGAGGAAUCUCACUGGUGUGAGGACGCACAGGAUCUGACCAUUCCUGACAUCGUUACAUAUAUAGACGAAUAUCACAAGUACAAACAACACACAAAAACACACUUUUCUUUUCUUCUUGAUUAGAGGUCUCGCUCACUUUCGUGAGACCUUCCGUACUCAAUUCUCAAGACUAGUGAGGCGUAUAUAUCAUAUAAAAAAAGCGAUCCAGUAAGUAAAAUAAAAAGCUCUCUGUUAAACUACGAAACGAAAAGUGAUUCUUUUUUAUCUGUAGAAACAUUCAGUCAUAUCAUCGAUACAUAAUAAGUAUAUUAGAGCCAGAUUGUAAUGGCAGUACAAUUGCGGGCAAAUAUUAGCGCCACACUUCUCUCGAUAUUAGGAUUAGCUAGAUUUACAAAGAGUAUCCUAUUUUCCUAACUUCCAAAGAUUCGAAGUAGUAAACACGUGCGCAUGGCUUGAAUAUUAAUACAGUGUUGUGACAUUCACAGUGACACGGUUGCAUUGUUGCGUUUCCCCGACAUUUCCUUCAUAUCCUCGAACUCGAUGAUCCCCGGUUAUGCCUUCCCCCCAUUUAGCUCCUUUAGCUGCUCUUUAGUUAGAGAGAGAGAGAGCUUCUGCACUGAUGUAACUGAAGGUUGUGUAGUGUGUUGUUGUGCAUUUGCUGCUGUUUGUUAGAAGUCUAUCUAUGUAUAGUUAGUGUACCAGCCAGCAGGCUGUAUGUGUCUUUCUUCUUACUUACCAACAAAACCCCCAUAUAUAUCCAAAACGUUUGCUCCGUUCGAUGUGUGUAACAAUCAAAUUGCUAUGUGUGUUUUAUAGAUGUAACCUGCUCCACACAUCACAUUAUGUUUUGCUAACCAAAACCAACAGCAAAGCCCUUAAAAAACUAGCAUAACACUGUGUGUUUAAUCCAUGAUCUUUUACUAUCUCCCUUGUAUAUUCUAUUAUCUAUCGAUCCUCUCUUCUUAGUUCCCUCUAGCCCGCCAGCUAGGUUUUGCUCCUCUGCUCGUCCCACCACCAUCACCACCAACUACUACUACUAGUACUACUACUACUACUACUACUUUCGACCAUCGUGUAUCGUCUCCUUCAUCUGUUAACUCAUCACAUCUCAAUAGUAUUUCAAUUGCUCGUCCUGCAAAACAAUACCUCUUCACAGCAGAGUACGUGCCCCCUUCUCCCCGUGCGCGCAGCAGCAACACAAAAACCAUUUACGCAAAACCCAGCUUUUUGCUGUGCGCCACCACACAUCACUCCCUCAUUUUUCUCAUGUAUUCUUCUCUUGUUUCUUCUUUUUUCUCCAUUUUUCUCUUCUUUUUUAUCAUCGUCUUACUUUUUUCUCUCUUUCUCCUUAGCUGCUACAAUAGAACGACACGGCUAUGAAAUUUAGAUGAUGUUUAAUCUGAGAUUACAAGUAAUAGAGAAGAGAAUAGAGGUGAAAACUAGACAACAGGAAAUACACAGCAAGGUAGUAAGACGAGCUAUCAAGAAAGGAGAAGAUAAGAAGAGCAGUAGUUGUUUCAGAGGAAAGAAGAGAAGAUUACAACACUAAACCAAAGCAGAAGAAAACAUCGUGCAAGAUAGAGAGAGAGAGAGAGAGAGAGAGAGAGAGAGAGGACGUGGACGAAGAGAAACAUGCUAGACAAAUCUUACUUUAACUCAAUGCCAACACAGCGUGUGGUUUUGUCGGAGGAGAUAGGCAAUUGAUGUGCAACACACACAGAAUCAUAGAAACGAAUGAAUCCAAUAACGAAAAGAGAAAACUAAUUUAUUAAAAUAGCAUAAUGAAGGUAAAACUAACAAAAUAAAACAGCAUUAAACACGAAAACACGUGGAAGCAAUGCUAACAUUAGGUGAAUUUAAUGUGUAAGAGAUGAUAAUGUAAUUAAAAAAAACAACAGAAAAGGAUAAUCUACUGCGCUAAAACGGACGUGUAUGGUUCACGCGUUCUGUGGAGAGCACGUAACAGAGAGAAAGGGAGAGAGAGAGAGUCCAGAAGAGCAUUGGUUCGCAAUCGUUCUCAUUCAGUUAUAACAAGGCGUUGUUGUUUAGUUUAGCACUCAAUAGAGCAUUUUUAAUAGUACUAUAUUGAAGAAGAUCGUUACUUUGCUUCUAUCCCUAAGUAAUUUGUUCGUAAUGGUUUAUGGUAGGUGUAGUAGUAAAAAGUCCUUCUUUAUUAGCAGAUGAUUGAUUUUGUUUGGAUAUAGGCAAGUAAGAAUGCGCGCCAUGGAUGUGUACAACAGCAAGAAAACAAUGGGAAGGAAGAACGCAAAAACAAGACUGACACACUACUAAAUCGUGUAUCCUGGAGCUCAAUUUUCUGGUUCCUGGAUUUUGGAUGAAACACGAGAAAGCAGCUGCAAAAUUGCAAUGAAAACCGGUAGGAACUGAUGUACAAAUCCGCGCAUGCUUACUUGUCCACCUAGAGGAGGAACACGCACACAUGGGGAAGUGCUACUUUUGUUCCUACACUACUAGAGAGUAUUUCUAAGUUUGCUUCCUCAAUUCUUGUGUUAUUUUUACUAGAGCAAUGCGUCGUAGCGCGUGCAUUUUGCUUCGACAACGAAACAACUACAACAUUCCUCAUCAAAGCUAAAAUUGCUGAAAAUAUACGUUGGAAAUCAUCACACACUCCUCACAAAACUACGCAAUGCUGUAGCGUGCUAGUAGAUAUUACCAACUCCCUCUCCUCCACCAUCUCGAGUAGUUUGUAGCUUUUUCGACUGAUACAACAACAACCCGAAUUGAAUUGAUCUCCGCAUGAGGAGAGAGCUUUAACAUUUUUUCCUCAACGAAACUCGAUUACUAGAUCUGUCCAAAAAUGUACACACAGCGGCAGUUCUGUGCAUUGCACGCACCUACACGCAGCACACUACACCACUACACCACGCGACACACGCAUUGCGCUGCUUUCGAAAUAAAACGUGCAGAAAAGAGCGUUGAGCUUCGUCCGUUUUCUACCCUUUCUUACACUGAAAACCAUCCCCCCCCCCCCCCCCCC